ACGAGGCUUGAGUGGCCCGAAAUGUGAAUUAUAUUUGCUCUCCUCUCUCUCAUUUCCUCAGACUCAAUAUUUCGACAAACAAAGCCGCUCGUCUCUUCCCGUUGAAUCGCUGAUGGUCUCUCCCUAGAUCCAUCUCAUCCCUUCCCUUCAAUCCUCUCAUUCUCAUCUUUCAUAAACCUCCUCCCUCUGUACUCAUACACUAACGGAGCCGAACAACGAGCGACGAUGAAAAUUACUUGACGAGCGACGAGCUCUGUAAAAACUCCUCACUAGCUAUGUUAAGACUCCUCACCAACCAGCUCAAUGCCUCUCAAAUGCUAACAACGCUGGAAACUCGUCGUUAUGUACCAGAAGAAAACGAAUAUGAGCUAAAAAAAUGGCUUCAUCUUCUACUAAUAAUAGGAACAUAAGAUUAAAGCCAAGAUUGUGUGAUUGUGGAGAAACAGCUUCCAUGUAUAUUGUACAAACCAAUGAGAAUGGAAAUCAAGGACGUGUGUUUUUUGUUUGCCCAACAAAAUAUAGUGCGAAUGAACACUGCAAUUACUUCAGGUUUGCAGAUAAUGGCGACGAUGAUGUUACCUCCACAACCCAUUCCAAUGCUGGACGUCGGACAGAUAUAAGAAUAGAAGAAAUUAAUGAUCUAAGGAGAAGGCUUGGUGAGAUGGACAAUGCAAUUCAUGAGCAUGAUAGAAGGCUUCAAAGGAUAGAGAAGAUUUUCAAGGCAAUGACUUAUGUCAUUGUAUUUUGUGUAUUUUUGUACUUUAUCAUGUAAAUGACUCAGUUGUUAGGUUUUGGACAAUGUUAUGAAUGUAAUCUAUUUUUCUACUUGUUUUGUAUUUUGUUGUUGGUGCUUAAAAAUCUGUUGGUUGCUCAAUUAAU
Molecule: messenger RNA, 879 nt
Organism: Camellia sinensis
Lineage: Eukaryota; Viridiplantae; Streptophyta; Magnoliopsida; Ericales; Theaceae
Source: RefSeq, a predicted model, not a curated record